This is a messenger RNA of Engraulis encrasicolus (European anchovy), 1405 nucleotides long. RefSeq names its product wingless-type MMTV integration site family, member 3 (gene wnt3). Lineage: Eukaryota; Metazoa; Chordata; Actinopteri; Clupeiformes; Engraulidae. Gene Ontology annotation, molecular function: cytokine activity; frizzled binding. Gene Ontology annotation, biological process: canonical Wnt signaling pathway; cell fate commitment; neuron differentiation. Gene Ontology annotation, cellular component: extracellular region. Bases 338 to 1405 code for a protein of 355 amino acids. The transcript has 4 exons. The record is from RefSeq and is a predicted model, not a curated record.
UCUGCUAACUACUAGGAGACAGACACACACACUCUCCAACUACUAGAAGAUCAAGAGGGAGCAAGCAGAGGAGAAGAAGAAGAAGAAGGGAAGAAAAAAAGAAACAGAAGAAAUCUUGGAGUUCUUUUUAGUUCUUUAUAUAAAAAAACAAUCACAGACAAAAAAAAUUCAUUCCCCUCAGUCCAGAAAUCAGGCAUUUCUUUUUGGAAAGAAAGAAAGAAAAAAACUAUUCCUCCUGGGACUUGUUAAUUUUUUUCGUUCCCUUUACUUCUCCCCAACUGGAAAUUACAUGCACUGAUCAAUUUUCCUCCAGCACCCAAAAAACAAGGCAUACCUCAUGGAUUUGAAUCUGAUUGGAUAUAUGGUGUGUUUGUGGUUGUCCUGCUCCAUGGUUCUUGGCGGCUAUCCCAUCUGGUGGUCUCUGGCGCUGGGGCAGCAGUACUCGUCGCUGGGCUCCCAGCCCAUCCUCUGCAGCUCCAUCCCCGGCCUGGUGCCCAAGCAGCUGCGCUUCUGCCGCAACUACAUGGAGAUCAUGCCCAGCGUGGCGGAGGGGGUCAAGCUGGGCAUCACCGAGUGCCAGCACCAGUUCAGGGGCCGGCGGUGGAACUGCACCACCAUCAAGAACAACCUGGCCAUCUUCGGACCCGUGCUGGACAAAGCCACGAGGGAGUCGGCGUUCGUCCAUGCGAUUGCGUCGGCCGGAGUGGCGUACGCGGUGACGCGUUCUUGUGCAGAAGGCACGUCCACCAUGUGUGGCUGCGACGCCCACCACAAGGGCCCGCCGGGGGAGGGGUGGAAGUGGGGCGGCUGCAGCGAGGACGCCGAGUUCGGGGUGCUGGUGUCGCGGGAGUUCGCCGACGCCCGAGAAAACCGGCCGGAUGCGCGCUCAGCCAUGAACCGACACAACAACGAAGCUGGACGUUCGACCAUCCUGGAGAACAUGCACCUGCGCUGCAAGUGCCACGGCCUGUCGGGCAGCUGCGAGGUCAAGACGUGCUGGUGGGCGCAGCCCGACUUCCGUCUGCUGGGCGACUACCUGAAGGACAAGUACGACAGCGCCUCGGAGAUGGUGGUGGAGAAGCACCGCGAGUCGCGCGGCUGGGUGGAGACGCUGCGCGCCAAGUACGCCUUCUUCAAGCACCCGACCGAGCGCGACCUGGUCUACUAUGAGGGCUCGCCCAACUUCUGCGAGCCCAACCCGGAGACGGGCUCGUUCGGCACGCGCGACCGCGCCUGCAACGUCUCGUCGCACGGCAUCGAGGGCUGCGACCUGCUGUGCUGCGGCCGCGGCCACAACACGCGGACGGAGAAGCGCAAGGAGAAGUGCCACUGCGUCUUCCACUGGUGCUGCUACGUCAGCUGCCAGGAGUGCACGCGCAUCUACGACGUGCACACGUGCAAAUGA